This is a messenger RNA of Geodia barretti, 351 nucleotides long. NCBI's taxonomy places the organism in Eukaryota, Metazoa, Porifera, Demospongiae, Tetractinellida, Geodiidae. The record is from the annotation of a GenBank genome assembly.
AUGGUGUUGGAUGCGAUGGUGGACAAGGGCAGCAACCAGGAGCCGGACAUGUGCUCCGAGUGCUACGCCUGCGUCAAGCUGUGCCCCGAGAAUGCGAUACACGUUCGCGGCUACGCGGACUUCGUGCCGCUGGGCGCGGAAGUGCAACCCCAUUAUGAAGGGCAGGACAUCGUCUGGGACGUUACGUUCCGCGACGGAAGGACGGAGCAUUUCCGGUUCGCGUCCCGCUCGACGCCGUGGGGCAGUAUAGAUCCUUACGCCGGCGUCGAGCCGGCCGACGCGGAUGCGCUGCGUACGCAGGUGCUUUUCGGCGAGCCCCAUUACCUGAUGUUGCCUGAGGAUGGCGCAUAG